AUGUUGAUCCACGAUAUAUUAUCGACGCCAGUCUCCAUCGUCUCAACCUUCCACCCAACCAAAUCAGAACUACAUCAAGUCAAUAAGGUUCCCGAGGUCACUCCAUGCAUUCAAGAAAUAUCUCACGAACAAGGAUUCGUUCCUGACACUAUCUUGGGUCCAACCGCGAUUGACCCAGACGAGAUAGUGUGUUACGGGGCUGUAACGAGCAUUACUGGAAGGGAGUGGUCCGAGAUCAACGAGGUGUACCUUCAGGAUCCCACGAACCCGGGUCUCAGAGAUGCCAAUUAUGUCAAUGCUGUCUCGGAGGUCGUGGAACAGAAGCCCCCACAUCAACUACGGGGCGGCAUCAUCGCAGACCCCGUGGGGCUCGGUAAAACCCUUGCCAUGAUAGCACUGGCUGCUACUGACCUGUCCAAUCGACCCCUCGCGGGUCAUACUAGCGGAGCUAGCGAUCUAGAAGAGCCAGACGAGCAGAACCACUCUGUAUCAUCCACUCUUAUCAUUGUGCCUCCGCCUCUUCUAGCUACGUGGGAGAACCAAGUAGCGGAGCACACAUAUCCGGGGGACUCAGAUCUCGACUCUGUUGACAUCGUGUUCACGACAUACCAUACAGUCUCAGCGGAAUGGAAUAAAGCGAACCCGUCCGCGUCCCUGCUUUUCUCGGUCAAGUGGAAGCGAGUCGUGCUUGAUGAAGCUCACAUGAUUCGUAACGAAAACUCUCGCAUGGCCAAGUCUAUCUGCGGCCUAAAGGCCGCGUGCCGCUGGGCUGUGACGGCGACCCCGAUUCAAAAUCACCUCAAUGACCUCGCGUCUCUUCUCAAGUUUAUUCGCGCCUACCCCUACCAUACCCGAGCCAACUUUGAGCGCGACAUCUCCGACUACUGGAAGGAAGGCCAGGACAAAGAGGCUGCCAACCGCCUCCAGAGGCUGUCGUCGUGCCUGCUGCUCCGCCGCCCCAAGACUACAGUGCAGCUGCCGCCCAAGCACGACAUUGAGUGCCCCAUUGAGUUUAAAAGCGAGGAGAGAAGAGCUUAUGACAAGCUUAGAGUGGAUGCGAAGGAGGCAGUCGACAAAGCCCUAAACCAAGGGCAAAGUCCGGGCCCGUCCAAGGCAUACGUCCACAUCUUGCAGCUGAUCGAGUCGAUGCGGCUAUUUUGCGUAUUGGGAGAGCACUACCACUCGCGAUAUCGCCGUGCAUCACUGGCUUCAGGUACCACGGCAUCGUGGGCGACCAUCGCGCAGCAGACGUUUAGAACGCACCUUGAUAUGGGGUCCGUAGUGUGCUCCCAAUGCGAAGCCAUCGCCCACCUCGACCAUGGUUUCUUGAAUGGCUCCGUUUCCUCGACUUCACAGUUCUCGAGGUGCGGGAGAUUUGCGUGCGCGGAAUGCUCCGUAAAGCUCACCCGUCAGAAACUCACCCUAGAAUGCGGACAUAAACCCGCAUGUCCCACGGCGCCGGUUUCUACGAGUGUGGAAAGCCUGGACGGCGGCACGCACGAUGUCGAACCGGAAUUCUUCUCGGGGAGUUCUUCUGAGAUGCCAUCCAAGAUCAAGGCCCUAAUUAACGAUAUUCUUUCUCAACCUUCUGACGUGAAAUCCGUGGUGUUUUCUACGUGGCGCUUCACCCUCAACGUUGCAGAGGCUGGUUUAACACAGGCGGGCAUCCGGUGCCUGCGUUUUGACGGAAAAGUGCCGCCCAAGGACCGCCCUGGCGUGCUGAAGGCGUUCAAGACGGAUCCUUCAAAGAGGGUGUUGCUUCUAACGCUUAGCUGCGGUGCAGUAGGGCUAACGCUUACGGAGGCGACAAGGGCGUACCUGAUGGAACCGCACUGGAACCCGACUGUUGAAGAGCAAGCCCUGGGAAGAAUUUACCGACUUGGCCAGACAAAAGAAGUUAAAAUGACGCACUUCUUUAUCAAAGACUCUUUCGAAGAGAGAGUGAUUGAGAUGCAGCAAACGAAGAAGGAUCUCGCGAAAGUACUCUUAUCACCUCAUACCAGCGGAAAUGCAGAGACUAGCGUAGAAAGACUCAGGAACCUCCGUGCUCUUUUGUAG
Molecule: messenger RNA, 2058 nt
Organism: Parascedosporium putredinis
Lineage: Eukaryota; Fungi; Ascomycota; Sordariomycetes; Microascales; Microascaceae
Source: the annotation of a GenBank genome assembly